AUGAUUCAGAAUGCCAGAGUUGGCGACGCACUGGCCAAAGACGGGCAUAAUGUGGUAAGUAUACACACUAUGGAUGGUUUUUGGGAGAACAGAAGCCUUUCUAUCACUGUUUUUGUAUGGUUUUUUAGACCGUUAUGGAGCUAGAGAUGGAUGAAAAAGCCGGGUCGCUGAAUCAAGUGAAGCAUGCCAAGUUAUGGCCGGUGGUUCAUGAUUGGCCAGAACGCCCGCCAGUGCCGCAUAUGGACGCGGGAAACCCGUUGGACUGGCAACUUCUGAAGAUGGUCACACUACUCAAGAAUUUCUUGGAGCCAUAUGGAACAAGUUGUUCGGGUAAGCAAAUUUGUGAAAAUCUAUGUUAAUAUACAAAUAUACACACAUAAUACAGUUGGGGGAGUCAGUAAAACACAUUUUUUCGAGGCCGAAAACCGAUGUUUAACGAAGAGAAGACAUGACUCAAAUUUUUUUAAAUCUUUAUUUUUAUGAAGAGAAGACAUGACCCAAAAUUCAUAAGACUUUUUCCAGCCCUUCUACGCUCUCAAGACAUCAUGAACCAGAUUCGCGACUCCAAAUUUGAUGUCAUAAUGUUCGAACAAUUCGAUUAUUGCCCAUUCUUUAUCUCUCAUGUGUUGGACAUCAAGGUGAAGGUCUGGAUGUCAAGUUGUCCCGUUCUGGAGCAUCAGGUCAUGUUGUCCGGGAUACCCUCCGCGUACAGCUACAGUCCAAUUGACGGGUACUCGGACAAAAUGAAUUUCUGGCAACGCUUUCUUAACAUGGUGGCUUCCUUCGCUUUUGGAUACAAUUUUAAUUCGUUUUGGGGCAACUUUCAUCAGAAAUUGGUGGAACAGUACGGGUAAGUUGGGAAAAUUUGGAAACAAAUUUUUGUCGGAAGUUCUCGACAUGUGAGGCUCAGAUUUCGUUUGAUUUUGGCGGACGCGUUGCACCUAAAUUUAGCAAAAUUUUAGCUUUCACUUUGCAAAAGCAGUCAAAAUAUUCAACAAUCUUUUUCUACGAGAGAGUAUGCAAAAUUCGGAGAGCGGUCAGAGAACACUUUUCUGGUCCAUAGCUUCGCCAAUUUUUGGUGAAAAAGUAAUUUUUUUUUGUGGAAAAGUUUUCGUUGUAAGCAAAAAUCGGCCCGAAGUUAUUGGUGAUAAAACUCGCAAAAAAUGUAAAAUUUUGGUUUACUUUCAAUCUAAAAAUCUUAGUUUUUCCUUUAAAUCGAGGGCUAAAAAUGUUGCACAUGUUUUGAAAAAUAGUAGUGUACAUUUUUGCCAAGUUUCAUCAAGAUCCAAGCGUUGUGCUUUGAGCACUUUCUAUGUCAGCAAAUUUUGAAUUUUUUUGAGAAUAUUUUUUUGCAUUUUCUUCAAUUUUGAUUAAAAUUGACCUUGUAGAAGUAGUAUUUCUGAAGCCUUCAUUUUCAGUCCCUCCUUCCCGAAUCCGCUUGAUCUGGCGCGGACCGCGGAUCUCCUCCUCAUCAACACCGAUGAGCUUAUCGACUUCCCCCGUGCCCUACCUCCAAAUGUAAUUCAUAUUGGCGGAAUUGGAAUGCAAAACGUCAACACAACUCUGCCAGUCGAAUACGAGAAGUUAAUGCAAAAUGGUCGAAAAGGAGUGAUUUAUUUCUCAUUUGGGAGUAUCGUAUCGACCGAAAAAAUUGGCCAGAAAUAUAUGAAGAAGUUUUUGGAUGCCUUCAAAAAGUUUGAUGAUUACUUUUUCAUUGUCAAGAUUUCCAAUGAAGAUGAGUUCUCCGAAGAGUACGCAAAGACGAUUGAGAAUGUCAAGACGGCUCAUUGGGUGCCACAGCCUGGCGUUUUGGGUGAGUUUUUGGCAUAAUUUGGCUAAAAAUCGCUUUUUAUUUGACGAGGAAAUUGCUGACCGUAUCUCUUUUAAAUUUUGAAUUUUUCAACCACCUAGGGAAUAUUUCAAUUACUAAAAACUUUAGCUCACGCUUUGCAGGGGGAGCUGAGAAACUCAACAAUCUUUGCAGACGAGAGAUUAUGGAGAAAGCGGAGAGAGGGCCAGAAAAAAACUUUUAGGGCCUUUCUUUUGUAAAGCAAAAAAAAUUCAGAAAAAAGAUUGUCUAUGUCAGUUUGCGGUGUCUAAAAAUUUAUGUAGAUAAAUUUUUUUUUGCAAACCAUGACAGUUUCAAAUUUUUGCAAAAUCAAUUUUACACUUUUUUGAGGAUUUGGGUUCUCACGUUUUUUUUGCUUUGACUGCUGAAAGAAUUAUUGCUACUGCAACAGCUUAAUAAAAUCAGUGCUUUUUUUCACAAAAUCCCCAAUGAAAUUGAAAAAAAUUGUUUUUCUCUUCUGCUUUCCGCAUUUCACUCAUUCUCUAACAUGUUAUAACAGACAAAGAACGUUGAAUAGUAUCUCCGUUCUUCCUGCAAAUAACGAAUAAAAUUUUUCAGAAAUCAGCCCAAGGAAUAUUCAAAAUCCGUAGAAAAUUUGAGCCAUUCACUUUGACCACUUUUCUUAUAAAAAAUCACCAUUCUUUAUCAACCAAAUUUCAGCCCAUCCCCGUCUGAGGCUCUUCAUAACUCAUGGCGGAUAUAACGGAAUCAUGGAGGCUUCUCAGUUCGCUGUUCCACUCUUGUCCAUUGGAAUGUUCGGAGAUCAGCCGAGGAAUUCGAAAUUGGUCGAAAGAAAUGGCUGGGGCCUUUCUUUCGACAAAACAUUAUUGCUGCAUGGCACAAAAGAAUUCGAAGAGAGGCUGCGGGAAAUGCUGGAAAAUCCAAAGUAAGUUGACUAAAAUACAUAUAAUAGUAAUUUUGUUUGAAGAAUCAAAAAAAUAGUAUCAGAUUUUUCAAGCCUUGUCAGCCACAAAAAUCAUCAAAAUUUGUGAUUUUUGCCGUCCAAAAAAUUUUCAAAAUUUUUUCACUGAUUUGCAAAUCAAUUCCAGAUACAAAAAGAACGCUUUGAGGACCGCCAAACUGUUGAGAACCAAGCCUCAAACCGGCGAACAGCGAUUACUUUCGUAUAUCAGAUUCCUGGAAGAGAAUGAUGGCCAUCUCCCGGAACUCCGCUCAAUUCUCAGCGAGCUUUCGACCGUCGAGUACUACAACUUAGACGUCUGGCUGGCAAUUGUUGUCGUUGCUACUGCAUUAAUUCUGAUUUUGGGAUCUCUAAUUAUUAUGUUGGCCAAAUACUUAACGAAAUUAGUGAAAAAAGACAAAAUGGAGUGA
This is a messenger RNA of Bursaphelenchus xylophilus (pine wood nematode), 3181 nucleotides long. The record is from the annotation of a GenBank genome assembly. NCBI's taxonomy places the organism in Eukaryota, Metazoa, Nematoda, Chromadorea, Rhabditida, Aphelenchoididae.